Messenger RNA from Austrofundulus limnaeus, 2046 nucleotides. It is a transcript of the gene mpv17l2, whose product is annotated as MPV17 mitochondrial inner membrane protein like 2. Gene Ontology annotation, cellular component: mitochondrion; membrane; cytoplasm. Lineage: Eukaryota; Metazoa; Chordata; Actinopteri; Cyprinodontiformes; Rivulidae. The record is from RefSeq and is a predicted model, not a curated record. Gene Ontology annotation, biological process: mitochondrial ribosome assembly. The transcript is spliced from 6 exons. The coding region runs from base 243 to 899 and encodes 218 amino acids.
CUUCUGCAUUUCCUGUCAUUCCGUGAACGUUUUCCUCCGGUCUGAGCUAAAGUCACAGGCUUUGAUUUUUGUUUUCAAGUAGACACAUCAAAGAAGAAUAAACUUAUUUCUAGCCUUUCGUGAUUUAUUGAGGAAGAAGACGUUUUUUUCGCGAGGAAACCAACUCCGACAGAGCACCGGCUCAGGUUCUUCCUUCCCUCGCCUCCCACAGAUGAUCGUGUGUCCCCUGCGGUCUGGUUAUUAUGCUUCCCCGGGCGGGUAAAGAGUUUCUGGUCCGCAUACGGUUCUCCUGGAGGCCGUUCUUCCAGGGCCGGUACCUGCUGCUGACCAACACCCUGAGCGGCGGAGUGAUGCUGUCGCUGGGAGACAUCCUGCAGCAGACCCGCGAGAACCGCAGGCAGCCCGGCAGAGUCCGAGACUGGGGGAGGACAGGUCGCAUGUUUGUGGUCGGCAGCUCCAUGGGUCCCCUGCUGCACUACUGGUACCUUUGGCUGGACAGAGUUUAUGUGGGAAGAGCUUUGAAGACACUGAGCAAAAAAGUCCUGGUGGACCAGAUAGUCGCCUCACCGACGCUGGGAAUAUGGUAUUUCUUAGGCAUGGAUCUCAUGGAGGGACGCACUUUAUCUGAAGGAUGGGCAGAGUUUCGAGAGAAGUUCUGGGAGUUCUACAAGAUGGACUGGUGCGUUUGGCCCGCUGCCCAGAUGAUCAACUUCUACUUCCUGUCGCCCAAAUUUCGUGUCGUGUACAUCAAUUUUGUCACCCUAGGCUGGGACACCUACCUCUCCUAUCUCAAACACAGAGAUGAAGACCAACAAACUGAAACAGCUCCAAACGUCACUGUUUUAGAUUCACAGCAGAAAGAGCUGCCAGCAUCUGAACCUCUGGAGGAGAAAGUUUAAAGUUCAUCAUCUAUGAAGUUAAUCACAUCAAAUAUACUUGUUUUUUUUUUUCUGGACUUUAACUUCUCUUCUUUGAAAAAGGUAGUAUUUAUGUAUCUGAGGCGUUGUGUGUUUCAUUUGAAGUACAGGUGCACCUUUUUUCCCCUUCAUGCCUGAUUCAUUUAGUCCCUGUUGAAACUUUCAGGGAUGAAAAGCUGUUUCACUGCCGCAGCUGCUCCUUGCUUUAGAGGAAAAUUCCCAGUUGUACUUUUAAAAAAAUUCCAAAUGUUUGUCUCCUAAAACUCACUGUGUGUUGUUUAACAAUCAGAACUGAUAUUAAUAUUAAACUGUGUUAAUCUGUUUGAACUUUGGCUUAAUAUAUGGUCCAGAAUCACGUGUUAUCYUGCCAAAUGAUCUGUACCAACUCUGUUUAUCAUUUAAAGUUUGAGUCUGACGAUAAAAAAAUAAUCAAUUGUAUAACCAUCUGGCUGUUUGACACAGAAACUGUAAAAUCAUUUUUAACAUUUAUUUUGUAUGAUGGACUUUUUUUUGUUGCAGUAUUUGUUUUAAGUUAUUUUUUUAUGAUGUGAGAAAAUAAGUGGAAAUCUGUGAAGCAUUAAAAAUUAUCAAAUCAUCUAUGUUUUAAUCAGUUUCUACUACAUAAAACCGCUCCCAAGAUAAAUGCUGGAUACUGUAUGUAUUUUUAAAAAAAAGCUUGAAGGAAUUCUGUUAUAAAAGUCUGUAAUAUGAUUUAUUUUAAACGUUGCUUUUAUUUUUGUUAAAUUUUAUCAUUUGUAAUUAUGAAACAACUCUUUAAAGAGGUUUUAUAAAUAAAGAUAUGAAAAAAAUUUAAUCUUUUAUUUCCUAAACCUUAAACAUUUUAACUUUUUAAAUAGAUGGUAUUAGAUGAUUUACACUGUCACAGAUGAGGUGGAAACGUUGAAUAUUAACUGAAAGACGGUUUUAAUAUUUGUUAGCAUUGAUUAGCUGUGGCGGCCAUCUUGUUGAUUUAUAUCUGUUGAUGUCCUGGGAGUAACGUUAAAAUCUGUCUAGUGGUUGAAUAGAUGUUUUGCUGACUAAAAACACUACUUCCUGUGCUGCUGAUGGGUGGCGAUAAAAAUAUAAAACUUGAGUUGAUGGGAAAAUAAAAAUUUGAUUUUUGUAUAAA